GCAAAAUCCAAACUUCAACUAAUAUUAAAGUCAAUAGUUGGGUAAUAAUAAAAUAUCACGGGUCGGUCCUAUGCCCAACUCGUAUUCCUGCACGCCCCUUUUAAUUCUCGGUACACUCGGCCCCGCACAUCGGUGCGAUGUCCCUGCGCUGAGUCUUUACAAAAGUCGCAGCAAGUCUCGUGAUCGACGCUUCUUCUUUAGUACACUAAUCUCAACUUGCUACCACCCUCCAUCUGACUAACCACCAUGUCUGAAGAUAUCUCUGCCCUCUUUCAGUCUUCUGUGAAUUCUGCGGUGCAGAGCUCCCUUUCAUCCAAGAAACCGCUCUUUGUGUUCGUCACCGACGAGUCUGCCACCAGCUCGCACUGGUUACAACAGUGCGUGACGCCGGCACACCGGUCUCUGGUAGACCAGCAUUCGGUGACAUUGCGUUUGGUCAAAGGAUCAGUAGAGUGUGGCCUCUUCGAGCUGACCUUUGGCGAGACCGUCGUGCCGAGCAUCUACAUCGUUCGCUUGGGUCAGCCGCUUGAGACGAUCCACGUUAAUUCUUCGGAGGAAGAGAUUCAACUGAAGAUUGCUGGUUUGAAAGGGGAUGAGGAAGAUGCACGUAGUACAUCAACCCCAUUGAAUUCUCAAUCAGAUGCACCAUCAACCCUAUUGAAUUCUCAGUCAAAUGUUCCAUCAACCCCAUUGAAUUCUCAAUCGGAUACGCCAUUGGCUAUGCCUUCUACCCCUGCAAAUCCCGUCGCUACCCCUCCUCCCGCAAAACCCCGCAAGUACUCCACCUUAAAGGAAGAAGCGGCCGAGACCGCCUCUUCUAUCUACAGGGAGCAACAGGCCAAGGAAAGAGCGAUGGCAAAACUCGACAAGGAACGGAUUUUGAAGCUUCUCGCGGCGGAUAAGGAGGAACGUAAGGCGAGAGAACGCAGAAGGUUGGAGCGUCAAGGAGAAGUGAUGGAGGCAGAAGAAGACCUGUCCAUCAAAGAGGUGAUUCGCAAAAAACAACAUGAUUCGUGUGCUUUGCAUAUUAAAUUGCUCAACGGGGCAACACUCACGGCCAAGUUUGAGCCCCAGCAGACCCUCAACGAUGUGAGGAACUGGGUCGACGAGCACCGUGACGACGGUGAACAGCCGUACACGUUUGUCAAGGCGGUGCCGAAGGUCAACUACGGGGACGGUGACGAACUGAGCUCACUCGCCGAGCUAGAUUUGUUGCCGCGCUCUGCCUUGUUAUUGAAGCCGGUUGAACAUGAAGUUGUCUCCUCCUUCAAGCAAGGGGAGGGCUGGUUGUCGGGGUUGGUUUCCGGUGUGUUUUCCUACUGGGGAGGCAGCAAUGACGACGAUUUAGAAGAAGAGGAUUCGCCGAACGUGACGCCGGACGCCAGACCGGCUGAGGACGCCGGGGACUUCUUCCAGUCGCCAGUGGAAAGAUCCAGAGCAUCCACCCCUACUUUCCAGUCGCCCUUGAUGCUCCACGACCCUGCCAGUGUCCUGGUCCGAUCCACGUCGAUGUUGCGCUCCAGCUCGUCGCAGAGUGUGUCCCAGCAGCCCCAUGUUCCGUCCAACUUGCACCAUUCCAAUUCGAUGCUCAGUUUUGGGGACUUGACCAGCGGCGCCCCUGCUGGCGGUACCGUGCGCGAGAGACCCACACCCAUCUCCAGUCAUAACUCCAGCGUCCGCAUCAGAACAUUACAGGGCACUGGGAACAACGAGCGCCUUACAUACAACGGAAACCAGUUGAACCUUGAGGAUGACCGGGAUAAGAAGGCUGCAGCUGAAAAGAAGGAAUAAGGUUUGUGCUGAAAGCUAUGAAUAGGAAGUUUUUUCCGUGUUUUAAUGGCAUCUGUGGGU
Babjeviella inositovora NRRL Y-12698 is the source of this 1851-nucleotide messenger RNA. RefSeq lists its product as uncharacterized. Bases 247 to 1791 code for a protein of 514 amino acids. NCBI's taxonomy places the organism in Eukaryota, Fungi, Ascomycota, Pichiomycetes, Serinales. The record is from RefSeq and is a predicted model, not a curated record. Gene Ontology annotation, molecular function: protein binding. The transcript has a single exon.